CUAUACCAGUAUAACUGGUCAAACAUUCCCGUGUGGACAAGGCCUCAUGCCUUUUUUUGCUGCUUACCUCUGAGCUGCAUACAAAGAUAAUCUUUGUCUCACAUUUGGCCGUUUUGUGUAAGGGUUAUCAGUUUUGAAAAGGCAGCCUAGCUUCUGACCAUCACUGAUUCUUCAUUUUAAAAUAGAUCCUUUUUGCUGUACGGUUUUGUCUCAUUCCUCUAGUGUCUGACACUGUUUUAAAGAUGACACCACCUCCAUUGCUUGUACGUUAUUCCUGUGGCUCUCUCAUGAGAGGUCAUGUCAGUGACAAAACUUUGUCAGGCAUCAUUGCCCUUUAGUAGCUUAAGCUAUGAAUGAAAUGAACUAGAACUGCAUGCCUGACUUGCAGUAAAGGAUCAUAGUCUGCAGGAAUGAAAGUGACACUUAUUCAUGUGAGUAACUUUACACGUCUGAAUCGUUCCUGCGAAUUUGAGGGACCACUCAGUGCGUAAGUGUCAAAAGUGUGCAUAAAUAUAUUCAGUGAAAAACGCAGAGCUUCUUACUCUGUGGUUCCCAGUACACCAGUCAGUAUCUCCUGGUUGGCAGGAAAGCGCUGUAGAUUCCUGUAUGACCAGAAUCCACUGGGUUGUGACUGCCAGUAGGAGAGCUACAUUACACUAGCUUCUUCCAAAUAAAUGAACUUGGCAUUUUGAAUGGAAAAUGAUCAAGCCACCAGCAUGCAGAGAGUUUGGCCGCCUCCAAAACUGCUUUUAAAACAACUUUUUAUUUGUACAGUGUGUACACGCUUGUUUGUAUUUCACAAAAACUAUUUUUUGCAUCUCUCAUGCAGCAGCUAUAGCAACAUGAACUUACCCAACAUGGCAUCUGCAAACUUCAAGGGGACGUCAACUUAAAAUCACUAAUAGUGUUACAAGUAACAGCAAAAAAGACUAUAACAGAAGGAAAUUAGAGGAAAAUGAUAGGUUCUUUUCUUUGUUUGUUUACACUGGGCAUUUGACAUCCCUUCAUGUAGGCAUUUUCACUCUGUCUGGGUCUUUCACACAGCAACAGGGACGAGAAACAUUUAACAGAAAUUAGGAGUGUGUGAUCAUCGAAACUAGCAGGCUAAUUAAAGGGCCGUUGUAAGAGCUGAUGGUAGUCUUAACUCUCACUUUAGAAACUGACUCGAUUGCAAGCUGGAGGCAGCCCUUAAACCUCCUCUGUCUGGGUAUAAAGUUCUGUCUAGGGUGCGUGACGCUUUGUUGACAAAGUUCGCUUCAGAUCUUCACAGCACUAAUUUCAGAAGAAAAUAGCUGGGUAGCUAAUAUUCAUGUCACAUGUCAGCCCAGGGCAGUUGAACCUUUUAUGGGCCUCAUUUCAAGUUUAUAAUUCUAAUAAAGAUGUCAGAAGAUGUCAUUUCUCACAUCAGGACAGCGGCGCUGUCGGAGUAAAGAUUGCACAGUGCGGAGGAGUCUUCAGCAUGCUCAGGAAUGGGAUGCAGAGUCACAGCGCCUGAUGUCUUCCCAGCCCCCCGGUGUCCCUGAAUGCAUGUGUGUGCAGACAGCAGAGAUUUCGAUGUGGACCCUAGUGGCUGCCAUCCAAGCUGUGGAGAGAAAGGUGGAUUCGUUUGCCACACGGUUGCUGAGUCUGGAGGGGAGAACUGGGACGGCUGAGAAGAAAAUAUUCGAGUGUGAGAAAACAGAGUUGGAGUUUGGAAACCAGCUGGAGAGUAAGUGGACUGCGCUGGGAACUCUGAUCCAGGAGUAUGGGCUGCUGCAGAGGAGACUGGAGAACAUGGAGAACCUGCUGAAGAACAGGAACUUCUGGAUCCUGAGGCUUCCUCCUGGUGUUAAUGGAGAAGUCCCAAAGGUGCCGGUGAUAUUUGAUGACAGCGCCGUCUUCUCCCAGGAGGAGUGGGAGAACUUAGAAGACUGGCAGAAGGAGCUGUACAAGAAUGUGAUGAAGGGGAAUUAUGAAUAUAUGAUCUCACUGGCAGACUAUGCAAUUUCCAAACCUGACAUCCUGUCCCGAAUUGAGCGAGGAGAAGAGCCGUGUGCGAGGGGUCAGCAGGAGUCGGAGGAAAGAGAAACCACUGCAGAUCCCAGCACAGAGUCUGCGAUUUCUACCCUCGCAAUCUCCGCUCAGAUUAAACAAGAGGAAGAGCCAAUUGCUGAGGAGGAGCAGAAUGCAGACAAAAGAGAAGCCCCUACAGAGCCCAUGGCAGCUGACGGCUGGAAGAACAAAAAGGAGCAAGAUUCACAGGAGCUGAAGCCUCAUUGGACCUCGGCCCAAAGGCCGGAAGAGAAUAUUUACCAUAGUGCCGAGCACAGCCUGCCCUGCGAGGGUCAGUACGGCUCCAAUGGGCCAAACGUGACCCUGGCAGUACAUAUGCCAGAGAAACCCACCCAGCACGAGAGAGACUUCAGCCCCUUGAAAGCCAGCACCGUGUCCCCGGGGGCCCCCACGACGGAGCGGCCCUAUCUCUGCCCCGAGUGCGGGAAGUGCUUCAGCCGCAGGGAGCACUUCGUGAAGCACCAGCGCACCCACACGGGCGAGCGCGCCUACGUGUGCCCCGAGUGCGGCAAGGGCUUCACGCAGCAGUCCAACCUCACCAACCACUGCCGCACCCACACGGGCGAGCGCGCCUACGUGUGCCCCGAGUGCGGCAAGGGCUUCACGCAGCAGUCCAACCUCACCAACCACUGCCGCACCCACACGGGCGAGCGCUCCUACGUGUGCCCCGAGUGCGGCAAGGGCUUCACGCAGCAGUCCAACCUCACCAACCACCUCCGCACCCACACGGGCGAGCGCGCCUACGUGUGCCCCGAGUGCGGCAAGGGCUUCACGCAGCAGUCCAACCUCACCAACCACCUCCGCACCCACACGGGCGAGUGCGCCUACGUGUGCCCCGAGUGCGGCAAGGGCUUCACGCAGCAGUCCAACCUCACCAACCACCUCCGCAUCCACACGGGCGAGCGCGCCUACGUGUGCCCCGAGUGCGGCAAGGGCUUCAUCCACCAGUCCACGCUCACCACCCACCUCCGCACCCACACCGGCGAGAAGCCCUACAAGUGCAGCGUGUGCGCCAAGGGCUUCAGCCGCCUCUCCACCCUGCUGGAGCACCAGCGCACCCACACCGGCGAGAAGCCCUACAAGUGCCUGGAGUGCGAGAAGCACUUCAGCCGCCUCUCCACGCUGGUGGAGCACCGGCGCACCCACACCGGCGAGAAGCCCUACAAGUGCGCCCAGUGCGAGAAGAGCUUCACCCGCCUCACCAACCUGACCGUGCACCAGAACACCCACGCCGGCGAGCGCGCCUACAAGUGCGCCCAGUGCGGCAAGAGCUUCGCCCAGAAGCCCUACUUCCUCAAGCACCUGCGCAACCAUACCAAGGAGAAGCUCUACAAGUGCCUGGAGUGCGGCAAGAGCUUCGUCUGCCACUCCUGGCUGGUGCGCCACCAGAUGAUCCACACGGGCGAGCGGCCCUACCCGUGCGGCGAGUGCGGGAAGAGCUUUGUCCAGAAGGAGCACCUCUUGAAGCACCAGCGCAUCCACACGGGCGAGCGGCCCUUUCAGUGCUCUGCCUGCGCCAAGAGCUUCCGCUGCCAGCAGUCCCUGAGACUGCACCAGUGCGCGCAGGCCGGCCAGCUGGGCGGCACGCCGGCUGCGCCGGGGACAGAGUUCAAGAGCCCACUGCUGUACCCGAAAAUGGAAAAUACAGGGGAGUAGGGGGGUGAGCCCUGCUUUGGGAGCUGCAAUGGGAGAGCCACUCCAUGUGAAACGCUGCGGUGAAUCGCACGCCCUCUCUGCAUGCCGGAUGGGAGGGGGAGCGCUGGACGCGAGGGAUGGUGACGCAAGACUGUAUUGAAUGUGAGCUACAAGCAGCCGUUACGUGCCGGGCCCGGGGUAGAGACUCCACAACGGACUGAACGAUGCGUUGGAAGCGUCUAAGCGGCCACAGCUGUUUUGUUUGUACGAACAGUCUCCUGACCGCUGACACCGCCAGCGGGAACGUCGCCAGCAGGCUCUGCUCUGCGGGGAUGGUGCAGGGCAGGCCUACGAGCUGCUGUCGCAGAAUGCUGCUGUAACGUGAACGACUUCCUACGUGACUGCAGAAGUGGCACACAGGCUGUUGGGAGUGAGCGUCGGCAGGUGUGCUGGGUUAACAGUACUUUGUCCCCCAGGUCCUCCAGUGCUACAGACCAAUGCGGUCUGCUUGCUGGCGCUGGGCGGCUUCCUGCAGUCAGUACGGCUGGGGACUCGGAGGUGCGGCGAGGCUGAGACGGGCCUGAAAGCCAGAGGCAGAACCAGGUCUACAAUACAGGCCGCCUAUGCUCUUACCUCUCUGCCUCACCACCUUCAGCCCUCAUGAAAGGGAAGCUGAGCUCCACCCUGGCGGGUGAGAGCAGGAAUGCAGCAUCUGGCUCGCUUGCCCGUCCGUGGAAGCGAUUGGUACACUUGAAGCAGUGAUUUCUGUUCUAUUUGUGACUGUUCUAUUUGUGACACUCCUGCUUCCCACUGCAACUCGUGGUGGGGGCGUACCCUCAAAUACCCUGGAGCAGCAGCAAAAAAUAAAGUUAAGCUGGGUGCAGGGUGGUCAAAGCGUGUCAGUAAGGUGUGAUGACUCUGUCCCAGGUCCUGGAGCUGCCGCAGGAAGGCAGACUCUAGGAGUAUUUCACUUUAAAGGUCAAACCACGUAAUUCAGCUGUUAAAAGGGCAGUGGGGGAAUUGGGGCCAAGCUCAAUUCCGAUGAACAUUGCCCGACCUAGGAGUAGCGUGGGUGCUUGUGAGAACUCUCCAGAGCAGGCAUUGCGUCCGCCACAGCAGCGCUAGUUACAGUGCAGCGUAAGGUUGGUGCUUCGGCCCUCCUCUGCUAAUCACACUGCGGAUCUGCUCUGGCUAGGAGCUAUUUACCUUCCCAGUAGCCGCCUGCAGGCCUCCCUCAAAUGAGACCUGCAGCUACAAGCUUCUGAUGCUUUCAGGCCUGUCUACACAGCUGGGUUUUUGUUUGUUUGGGGGGGCCCUUGGCUCCCUGAAGAG
Messenger RNA from Caretta caretta (loggerhead turtle), 5019 nucleotides. Its product is annotated as zinc finger protein 783. Gene Ontology annotation, molecular function: RNA polymerase II cis-regulatory region sequence-specific DNA binding; DNA-binding transcription activator activity, RNA polymerase II-specific. Gene Ontology annotation, biological process: regulation of transcription by RNA polymerase II. Gene Ontology annotation, cellular component: nucleus. NCBI's taxonomy places the organism in Eukaryota, Metazoa, Chordata, Testudines, Cheloniidae. The record is from RefSeq and is a predicted model, not a curated record.